Messenger RNA from Anguilla anguilla (European eel), 4624 nucleotides. RefSeq names its product protein phosphatase 1, regulatory subunit 42 (gene ppp1r42). Gene Ontology annotation, molecular function: protein binding. Bases 217 to 1176 code for a protein of 319 amino acids. NCBI's taxonomy places the organism in Eukaryota, Metazoa, Chordata, Actinopteri, Anguilliformes, Anguillidae. The transcript is spliced from 8 exons. The record is from RefSeq and is a predicted model, not a curated record.
CUCAGCGUCCUCGCCCUCUCCAUAGCAACCACUUUUUCAAAACAAAGUCUUCACCUAGGCACAAGACAUAAAUUGCGCAAAGCCCUCCGAAUUUAAUGAAUGCCUCUUACACAGGGGGCUAAGAAAACAGAUAAACGUUUUGCCACACAAACAGGUAGGAUCGCAGUGAAGAAGCAAAAGCAAUUGCUUUGAAGCAUAGUUUAUUGUCCAUUCAUCAUGGUUCACCUGAAUAUGGAUCUGAUUGCCAAAUCCAGUUCUUGUUCAAAAAACAAAGGAAACUGUUCCCUUGCUCAGUAUCUCAAGAAACUCACUCAUCUCAAUUUUUCCAAUAAGAACAUUGAAGAAAUCGACGACAUUUCUGCGUGCAAAAACCUCAGCGUCAUUUACCUUUACGACAACCAUAUAAAGCGGAUAUGCAACCUGAACUUCGCCUACAACCUCACGCACCUCUACAUGCAGAACAACAACAUCACUCACAUAGAGAACCUUGGAGCUGUCUGCAGACUUUCUAAAUUGUACCUGGGGGGCAACAGCAUCAUGGUGGUGGAGGGUCUGGAGCAGCUGAGGGAGCUGAAGGAGCUGCACCUGGAGGGCCAGAGACUCCCCAGCGGAGAGAAGCUGCUCUUCGACCCCCGGACCCUCCUCUCCCUCUCGGAAUCAUUAAAUGUAUUAAACAUCAGCAACAACAAUAUUGAUGAAAUUAGGGACCUGGUAGUUCUCAGGAAUCUCACACGUUUUUUAGCUGCUAAUAACCAGCUUCAAGAUGUACAGGAAUUAGAGGCGGUUUGCAGCCAGUGGCCACAGCUGUGUCGAAUGGAUUUGAGUGGAAAUCCUGCUUGUCACCAGCCCAAAUACAGGGACAGACUAAUAACUGUGUGUAAGAGCCUCGUGGACCUCGAUGGAAAAGAAAUUAACGAGUUAUCGAGACAGUUUUUAAUAAACUGGAAAGCAUCAAAAGAUGCAAGAAAGAAAAUUCUGGAUGAACGGCUUAUGGCUGCACAGAUGACUCACCCAUUUCCUGAGGCCCCCACAGUGUUGACGCUCAGCCGUGAAAGUCAGGACAGAGCAUGUGCAAACAGAUGGAGAGAGGAUGAGGUACAAAUAGAUGCCAUGUUAGGUUCUUGCAUGUUAUCAGAUAUUUCACCAAUAAUAUUUGUUCAUAUGUGCUCAAUGUGAAUGUGUUUCGUUCAUCAAGGACCCAGCCCACAUGCAUGAGAAUAGUGUGAAAAACAGCAUUUAAUUCUGUGAAUAAUAUUUAAGAUUUUAAAUGAGUUGCAGAUUAACAUGCUUUUAGCCUAUUUUUUAAUAUUUUAUUGUGUGGAAAUUUCUUGGAUUUUCACCAAAAUCGUGAUUCAUCUCUUUCAAUCAGAAGAGAAUGAGAGCACAAUCCAUAUCUCAAUUUGAAAAUUCAAAAGAAAAGUGGUAGUUAAUUUGGUGUAAGUGAUUUUAACAUAAACACGUUUCACUUAACUGCUUGCUUCCUUCCCUUUAGCAUGUCUGAUGAAUGGCCUGUUAUUUGUCAAAUGCUUCAUCUCAGAACAUUUUUUCUAUCCCAUACAAAUAAACAACUUCUCUUGCAGUCGUGGGCCUGGAGUCUGCCGUAGCAGCCUUCACUGAUAGGACUUUAAGCUUUCAUCCGUGUGCUUCAAUGAAAUUCUGCGGAAGUCAUUUUUUCACCAUUUUAUACACACACACACACACACACACACACACACUCUGAGCAUGAGUAUACUGAAUAUAUGUUCAGUAUAGUGUAUAAAUUUCUUGCUCUGUCCCAUUGUUCCUUUAUCUUGGGAUUUCUUGUUAUCAUACUAAUACUCUGAAAUCCAUUUAAGAAAAAGCACUGGUGCAAACAUUAGCAACAUGACAUCCAGGGUUUGGUCUUAUGAUUCUAAAGAGCAUCAGGGGAGGCAUUCACUCCCACUGUUGUGAUGUAAUGAGUUCAAAAAACAUUUUUCUUAUAGUUUGACACUAUAUCAUAAGAUUGGCAGCACUGAAAAGAACACGUACGUUAUAUAAAGGCAGAAAAAAUAAUUAUCUUAAAUUUGUCAAUUACAUAAAAGCACUGAGAUUGAAUGCCUGUCACCCCAUGGUCUCACAGCAGCAUGCACAUUGAUCGUAGAAGAAUGCCAUAAAGAAGAUAAGUUUUGGAAAGUCUGUGACUUGCAUGUACAUAAUGUUUGUAUGCCUUUAAAUGAAGAAAGUGGGAUGAUGUCAUAUGUUUAAUGUAAAACUGUGUGGUUUCUCUGAUGCAUUCUACAGCACCAACCCAAGUGUAAUACUGUAAGUAUCGGUCAUUCUCCCAAAUAACUGGGAAAAAAACAACAACUGGGACAUCCCUGGGUAGUUUCAGUUCAGUCUGAACAGUGCUAAUGUAAUGAAACGGCAGUCCUUUCCCAUACACUGUCAGCACAGUUGGGCAGCUAUUUAUUUUCUUAAGAAACUGACUACAUUUUUUAAAGAUGUGUCAGAAAACUUGCAAUAAAGUCUUGACUAAGCCCAUUGAGAGAAAAAAUACACAAAUUGAUUGCCUAUGCAAGGUGUUCAUAAAUAAAAUAGGCCCUGUUUAAGCUGCCAUCAAGUUCUUAAUGUACAAAUAUGUUACAGACUUAAAAAAAAAAACUAUAUUCUGUUAAAAUAGUUAUUGAAUUAUAUGUAUGGGUUUAUAAAAUUCAGUUAUUGUUUCAGAAAAGAAAAUCAGCUAACAUGAAUACAUGUGACGCUGCACAAUUUGUGUGGAUUUGUAAUUUGCUUUUCAGUCUUUUGACGACUUAUUUACAUUGGUGAAAUUCUGGUCAUAAUGACCCCUGCAAUGUAGGACAAUGACUGUGACCUCGAAAGGUAGACUAUUAGCAACUGGGCAAAUUUCUUUAAACUGACCAGUGUUAAUGCAUAGGAAACCAUCAGAAAUUUUAGGUUGUUGAAUGAUAUUAAUUGCAUAUUCAAAAUUGUGCUUGGAUGUAGUCCAGUGAAAAUAUACAGCUUAUGUUUUGUUUUUCUUUCAAUGAAACUGCAAAGGACACUCGCCAAAUGACAGCAUGGUCCUGCAAUAUUAUACGAGCACGUUAAUACAGAAGAAAAUCUAAUUCCUUUUUCCACGAAUCGUGUCGUGCAUUUCCGUCAUUCGUUGUUCUGUAGCCUAGACAUAAAAUAGAAAAAAAAAAACGUUAUAUUCUACAUCGGAUUUUGCAGUGGGAGAAAUCUUUACUGUUGACUAAUUCAGAUGCCUGCUUUACUCUACAGAUAGCGGGAUGCGAAGUUUUCUGUGAGUACAACGAUAAUAAUGGAGACGGCUGUCUUCAAAAAUCCUGGGCCUCUGAACUCUGUGAGAGCUGUCAGCAGUCCCUGCACGCUACUCACCACGCAGACUGAUCGUGCACACACACCCUGCACGUGUCCAUGGUGCACACAUCACUGAGGACAAUAUGUAUCCUGUCAUUGACAUCGUUAUUUCAAUUUCGUUCUCGUGGAAGAAAAGUAUGUUGAAACGUAUUUACAAUAAAGGUGAAAUACGUCCCAGACACUCAAGUUGUUGCUUUGAAUAUCUGUUUUAUUAAAAUACUGUUAUAUGCAGUCAUGCCAGACACGCAUUCAUUGCAAAAACUACGGGUUGCUAUUUCUUUCCAAAAGGUUUUUUGGGUGUGAAAAUGCGCCUGUAUGUAAGCUUAUACCGUUUUUCAUUGUGCGGGACUGAGCUGUUGUGUAUACUGUUGUCAAAUAAUGAUCCGCAAUUGUGGCAAGAUAAUAAAUAAGUAAAUCUCUAAAACGGUUUUAUUUAUUUAUUAUUUUAAUUUAAAUGUUGCAUAUAUUUUGCCAUGGCAGCUGAAAUGUGAAUCAAAAGAAAAUGUCCUUUUGUUGUAACCCGGUUUUGUUGUUGGCAUUUUGAACCUGCAGAACUCUGAAUUUCCCAUUUUUUGAAAUAGCUUCUGAUGAUAAAAUGUGUUUUAUUAGCCCAAAGGCUAACAUUCCAUAAGCUUUAUGAAACAUUUAUGAAUCAUUCUUUCAUUGAUAUAUGUUUUAAAUAAUGUUUAAUGUUUUGUUCUGGUCAGAUAUUAUGACUUUGGCGUGACAUGAAUUAGAAAUGUGUAAUGUUAGUGAAAGAUAAUUUAACAAAGAAAUAUAGACAAUUACAUUUCCGAUGGUAGCCUAAUUUAAUUAUAAAACAACAUUGCUUUUUGAAUUCCGGAAUUAAUCUAAAUUUGGAGAAAAAUUGCAUGCCGUUGUGUUUCAUUGUUAUAGAGCAUGUAUAAUACGUCAUGAUAUGGUUGUAUGAUGUACAUUUGGUUGUUCAUCUUGUAGGUACAGUGAGUGGCACAGUUCCUAAACCAGCUCAAAUAAUGUGAAAAUAAUACACAUUGAGAGACAAGUGAAACUGAAAUAGGUUAUUGUAUUAUUGCAGACCUUUAAUUCCCUGCGCACCUUUGAAGGGGUCUUUUAAAACCACAGGAGUGUAUAGCCCCUGAAAGAUGUAGAGUAAUUAGGGAAAGAAGCUUACUUAACCUUUUUUGCUUUUCUUCAUAAUUAGUAGCCUGGAGCAAUACUGUUACUUCAUCCUAACAAAAACAAUGUUUAUUAAGAACAGUCUGAGAUAUACAUGUUAUGAAUAAUUCCAUUCAUUAAUUUG